Molecule: messenger RNA, 183 nt
Organism: Mesocestoides corti
Lineage: Eukaryota; Metazoa; Platyhelminthes; Cestoda; Cyclophyllidea; Mesocestoididae
Source: the annotation of a GenBank genome assembly
AUGCAGAAAGCCCUACAAGGUCUCCUCUACCAAAAAUCCCUGGUCUAUCUUGACGACGUCAUAGUGUUCGGCCCAACCGAGAACGAGAUGCUGGACAUCCUAGCUGAAGUCCUUCAGAGAUAUCGACAAGCAAGGCAGACCAUUAACCCCAAAAACGUGUUUCUUCCUACAGCAAUGAAUCAA